Molecule: messenger RNA, 3042 nt
Organism: Saccharomyces cerevisiae S288C
Lineage: Eukaryota; Fungi; Ascomycota; Saccharomycetes; Saccharomycetales; Saccharomycetaceae
Gene: RTT10
Product: tRNA (34-2'-O)-methyltransferase regulator RTT10
Exons: 1
Coding region: 1-3042 (1013 amino acids)
Cellular component (GO): cytoplasm; endosome
Source: RefSeq, marked reviewed
AUGAAGGACUUGUCUCAUUAUGGUCCUGCGCUAUGUGUUAAAUUUUACAAUGAUUAUGUUCUAGCUGGUUAUGGGCCUUUCAUCCAUGUCUAUGACUAUCAUUCGGCUACGUUGAUUAACAAAUGUAGGCUAUUUCACUACAAUAAAGUUCAUGGACUUAGCCUUUCUAGUGAAGGGAAAAUUUUGGCCUAUGGUGCAAGAUCAGUAACAAUAGUGGAACUUGAAGACGUUUUAAAGAAAGAGUCAUUGGUGGAUUUCGAAAGGAUUAACUCAGAUUGGAUUACCGGUGCUACAUUCAGCUUUGACAACUUGCAAAUAUAUUUGUUAACAUGUUAUAAUAAAGUGCUAAUUUGUGAUUUAAAUUGUGAAGUUCUUUUUAGGAAGUCUCUUGGGGGAGAAAGAUCUAUUCUAUAUUCCGGUAUAAUUAAAGUUUUCGGUCCGGAUAAAGUAUAUGUUAACGCUGGUACUGUAAUGGGCGGUGUUAUCAUUUGGGACCUGUUCUCGGAGACAAAAAUUCAUAACUUACUGGGUCAUGAAGGUUCUAUCUUUUAUGUUAAUUUAAGCAACAACGGAAGAUAUGUUGCCAGUUGCUCUGACGACAGAUCAAUUAGACUGUGGGAUUUAGAAACUGGCAAGCAGCUGUCUGUUGGCUGGAGCCAUACGGCAAGAAUAUGGAAUUUAAUGUUUUUUGAUAAUGAUUCAAAACUAAUAAGUGUUUCUGAAGAUUGCACAUGCCGUGUAUGGAACAUUAUCGAAUCACGAGAAAACGUUGCCGAAUUAUCCAUAUCUAACGUUUACGAAGUACAUUUAAUCAAGAGUAUAUGGGGCGUUGAUGUGAAAGACGACGAAAUGAUAGCUGUAACCUCCGGGAAUGAUGGUAGGUUAAAGCUGAUUGAUCUUCUUCAACUGAAGAGACACGGCGAUGAAGAAACAUCGUUCAGUCUAGAUGAUAUCGCAAAGCAAUGUGGCGAUAUUUUCGAAAAGAAUGAAAGUAUCAAGGGAUUUCAAUGGUUUUCAUUCGGUGUAAUUGCUAUCACUUCAUUGGGUAAAAUACUUAAAUACAGUGAUGUCACGAAACAAUGGAAGUUGUUACUAACAAAUGAAAAAUUCAACUCGUAUCCAAUUACAAAUGGGAUUCAAACGCAAAAUAUCGCUGUCUUUUCCAAUAAUAAAAGUGACAUCCUUCUUAUCAAAUUUAGCAAAGAUAGCGCUGACAUAAUUGAGACCGAAGAAUUCCAUUUAGAUGAGCUUUCUAAGACAAAUAACUGUCUCGUUACAGAAUACGAUGAUGACUCCUUCCUAUUGACUUUACAAUCCCCAAAUCCUCGAGAGAAGUUUGUAUGUUUGGAAAUAAGCCUUCAGAACUUAAAAAUUAAAAGCAAGCACUGUUUCAAUAAGCCGGAAAAUUUUUCUUCCUCAUGUUUGACCUCCUUCCGAAAUCAUAUUUUAGUCGGCUCACGUUUUAGUACAUUAGUAAUCUACAACUUACUUGAUGAGAGCGAGGAGCCCUUCAUAAUUAGGAGAUUAAGUCCCGGAGACACUACAACCUCAAUCGAAUUUGUAGAAGAUAAAGACAACUCUGCGGUCUUCUCAGUAACAAAUAGGGAUGGCUAUUAUGUAUUUAUUGAGUUGACGAAAAACAGUUUGGAAGAGGGUCCCUACCGACUAAGUUAUAAGGUCUUGCAUUCUAAUAAGAUGAUGAAAGGUUUCUUGGAGGGCGCUUUCUUUAAUUCAAAAGGUGAAUACAUUACUUAUGGGUUCAAGUCCAGCUUGUUUUAUCUCUACAAUGAAACCAACUGUUAUGAACUAGCUAGUGAAGUUUGUGGUGGUUCCCAUCGUCUGUGGAAUCUCGCAAAAAUUACUGAUGGCCACGUAUUAAUGUAUAUUAAGGCAUCCCGAUUUCAUUUAAGGAAAAUUUACAACUCCAUUGUGCCUGAAACUUUAGAAAAUGGUGUACACGGAAGGGAAAUCAGAGAUAUUUCAAUCUGUCCUGUUUCAAAUACCAACACGAAUGACAAUUUUAAGGAUGGGCAUAUAUUCUGUACUGCAUCUGAAGAUACUACAAUUAAGCUGGGAUAUUUUAACAAUAGAACAGGGAAGGUGCAGAAUUUUUGGACACAAAGAAAGCAUGUGUCUGGAUUACAACGUUGUCAGUUUAUAAAUCACAAACUAAUGAUAUCAUCUUCAGCUAGAGAGGAGUUAUUCUUAUGGGAAUUGAACGAUAAGUAUAAUAAACGACCAUAUAUGACCAUACGACAAGCUUUACCUGUAUCCACAAAUAAUUCUGAUCUAAGGAUCAUGGAUUUUGAUGUCAAAUUUAUAUCACAGUCAGGUGACUUCUUAUUAGUUACUGUUUAUUCAGAUUCAACAAUAAAGAUUUGGCACUAUAGGGAAAAUCAGAAUAAGUUUGACCUGAUCAUGCAAGGUCGUUAUAAGACGUGCUGUUUAUUCAACGUCGUAUUUAUUGCACUGAAAGAAGAGCUCCUUGUUGUCAUUUCACCAACUGAUGGACAUUUAGUGGUUUAUAAUAUAACCGAGUACGUACCAUUUUCCGUUGAUCCGAUUUCUGGCGAUUUGGUUGACCACAAACUGGACGCUACUAUCUCAAAUCUUCCCGCACCUGUAGCGCAGUUGCCGGUACAUCAAUCUGGUGUCAAGUCCCUAGACUAUGUUGCUAAUGCUACAAGAACUUCCGCCACAAUUUUGACAGGGGGUGAUGAUAAUGGUUUAGGGUUAAGCAACCUGAAAUUAGAUGACUCGAAUAAAGUAACGUUAAAAACAAGUGACUUUAUCGCUGCAGCAGCUUCUUCGACAAUAACGUCCGGUAUGUUGAUUAAUGGUGGCAAAGAAGUCAUUACCACAUCGGUUGAUCAAGUAAUACGCGCUUGGGAAAUUACCGCAGGCAAGCUUUCACUGGUAGAUAAAAAGCGUACCACUGUGGCGGAUACAGGAUCAUUAGAAAUCAUUUCCAAUGAUGAAGAUGCUGAUUCUGAGAAAACGUUACUGAUCGGAGGUGUUGGUUUAUCAAUUUGGAAAAAAUGA